AUGGACGUUGAAGAAGCCGGUCUAGAAGAGCGCCUCAAGUCUGCCCUCUGGCUGUCCAUUGGAAAAAUUGUGGACGAAGAAACAGUCAAAUUGGGCGCAAAUGCCACUCCCCAGUUUAUCGGGGCUCUGACGGAGAUGGUCUGGGCGCAGAUAGAAACCGUCAGUCAAGACCUGGAAUCAUUCGCCAAACACGCCGGUCGCUCGACUAUCAAUCUCUCCGACGUGAUGCUACUGGCUCGCCGCAACGAAGGACUGGAGUCUAUCCUGCGUGCUUUUAUCGACCAAGAACGGGACGAAGAAGCCUGA
Molecule: messenger RNA, 306 nt
Organism: Aspergillus campestris IBT 28561
Lineage: Eukaryota; Fungi; Ascomycota; Eurotiomycetes; Eurotiales; Aspergillaceae
Product: CENP-S family protein
Exons: 4
Coding region: 1-306 (101 amino acids)
Biological process (GO): replication fork processing; resolution of meiotic recombination intermediates
Cellular component (GO): FANCM-MHF complex; Fanconi anaemia nuclear complex
Molecular function (GO): chromatin binding; protein heterodimerization activity
Source: RefSeq, a predicted model, not a curated record